Prorocentrum cordatum is the source of this 4041-nucleotide messenger RNA. NCBI's taxonomy places the organism in Eukaryota, Dinophyceae, Prorocentrales, Prorocentraceae. The record is from the annotation of a GenBank genome assembly.
AUGAAAGGCAUCGAUUUCGACCAGCACACGACCGUGCUGGAGUUCAGGCAGCGCCUGAAGAGUUGGAAGGUCGAGAACGCGGUCGGCGGCGCCUCGAGCAACGUGGCCUAUCCAAGCUUGCAGAUCACGGGGAGCGACAUGGUGCUGGAGCUGGACAACGGCCGAGCGAGCCCGCUCCUGGCGCGCUUCGGCAGGCCGCUCGAGCCAGAUAACCUCAAGACCACCAUCCAGGAGGUGUUGGCCGAGGAGGUGGUCCUGGACGACGAGUCGGUGACGCUGACGGCGACGGUCCAGCCGGUCGAGGAGCACAAGAUGGACACCGGCGACCACGGCUUCCAGAAGGCGGGCGAGACCGACCAGGAGACGGACGCGGCGUCUCCGCGCGACAAGGACCAGCCGCCAGUUUCGGGCCGGCGGCCAGGCAUCAAGAAGGGCAAGCGCGUCGGCCUACUCUACCAGGUCACGGGCUUGCUGAGCGCCUUCGCGUUUCAGGCGGUGCUCGCGGCGAACUGGCUGUCCCAACCUCACAAGCCGUUCGCUCAGCAUGCGACGAGCGCCGCGCAGGACGUGGCGGUCCACGCGAGGAACGCCAAGGAGAUCUACACCGUCCGGGGCCACGGCGUGGACGUCAUGCAGGUAGUCGGAGACGAAGGCGGUAUUGCCGAGGCGGCAGUGCGCCGCAACGCGACAGCCACGGAGGUGAUCGACCGCAAGUACGGCUGGGACCUCCGCAAGCACAAGGACCUCGAGAUGACGCACGAGCGGUGCUACGCAUCGAGGCCGAAGUCCGCGUCGAUCGGGCUACCCUGCGUCUACUACGCGAACAUUGCGCGCCUCAACUUCCGCGCGCCGCAGGGCAAGCAGGCACUGCGGCGAUUGUGGCGCGCGGAGCUGCCAUUCCUUCUCGUGGCCCGCGACCUCUUCCAGUCUCAGCUCGAUUCAGGCGGCGUCGCCAUGAUCGAGAAACCGGCCACCAGCCGGAUCUGGACACAGCGCAUCAUGAUGAAGCUACUUGCCGACAAGCGCGUGUACCAGGGUGGGCCUCGCGCCACCGCGCCCCUGGGAGAGACGGGCGAGCUCAUUGGGGACCCAGGCCCCAUGGGCGGCGGAGGCGACUUCGCCGACACUCACGACGUGAAGGCCGACGAGACUGUGGACGGCAGGAUCGGGGUCGGCGCGGUCACUUUCACAGAGAUUGUAGCAGCCUGCUGCAAGCCAGCCGAGCUGGCCGCGCUCAAGAGACUCCACGUCCACUUGGGCCAUCCGUCGAAUGAAGACUUGGGCCGCAGUCUGCGACUCAAGGGCGCUAAGUCGGCCACCGUGCAGGCCGUCAAGGGGCUGAUCUGCGGAGUGCGUCGCUCGCGGCAGCGCCCGAGCGCAAGGAGACCAGCGCACCUACACUUUGUGCAAGAUUUCGACGACGGCGUGGGCAUCGAUUGCUUCGAGCUCAAGGACGUCGACGGCAAGAGCUACUGGUACUUCAGCAUCGUCGACUUGGCCACUACGUUCCACGUCGCGACGCUGAUCGGUCGCCACACCAGCCAGGAGUUCGCUACGGCCUUCGAGAGGUGCUGGGCCUCCUGGGCCGGCGUCCCAGACCGAGUCCAUUUCGACAUGGGGAGGGGGUUCGGCGGCGUUCUCAGCGAGAUGUUCCAGUCUUCCGACGCGGUGCAGCUACCUAUCGCGGGACAGGCCCACUGGAAGCGCGGCCGAGUGGAACGUCAGGGAGCCUGGUGGAAGGAGCUCGCUGCAAGGACGAUCGAGCACUCGUCGAUCAGGGGCGAGGACGAGAUGCGGACGCCGGGCAUCAUGGCGUCCGGCGCCAAGAACUCGCUGAGGAGGCGGGCCGGCUUCAGCCCCGCGCAGUGGGUGUUGGGAUGCGAUCCCGAGAUGCCCGCCGACCUGGUGGACGACGCGGCCAACUACAGUGCCCGCAGUCUCGCCACCAACGGCGAGAAUAUUCGCCGCCGAUAUGCUAUUCGGACGGCGGCGCGCGAGUCGUUCAUGCGGAUGCAGAACGACGACCAGCUCAGACGAGCUAUGCUGGCUCGCGCGCACCGUGGCCACACCCUUGUCAGUGGGCGAGAUGUGCUACAUGUUCCCCCAAGUCAAGAAGAAAAGGAGCAGCACAACCGCGACGCCAAGAAGGGCAUCUGGCGGGGGCCGUGCGUGGUCAUCGGUCACCAGGGCAACAACACCUGGGUCUCGCUGGGAGGGCACACCGUGCUGGCGGCCCCGGAGCACAUGAAGGCGCUCGCUCCGGACGACGUCUGGUUCCCGAACGGUCGGGGCGAGAUCGGCCAGGCCGUGGCCGAGUUCAACAGGGCUCGCGACUCACUCGAGCAGGAGGAGGUCCCGGUGGAGGACAUCCGCCCCGAGCCGGGCCAGCCCGAGGUCCAGCCAGACGAGAUGGAGCAGUCGUGGCGUGCUUUCAUCGACAGCCCAGACAACGACGACCUGAGGCUGGGCGUUCCUGAGGACCCGAAGUCCCAGGAGCAGAUCGAGGUGCUGCCCGCCGACCGAGCCGACAUACCUCAUUCAGCCUUGGAGAAGCCCUACGGUCCCGUCGAGUUCCGACGACGGCGAGCGACCUUCGACGGGACGGACAGCGGCGACUUCGGCCCGGCCCUCAAGCGCCUGCAGACCGCCAAAGAGCACGCAGGCUCCGGAGGACCGCCCCCGAGGACAGCCUCGCGCGAUCGGGCGGCCGUGCCCGGCGGCGGAGCAGCGGCUGGAUCCGAGCAGGAGAGCGCUAGAGAGCGUUCGAGGUCGGCUCCCAGAGAAGCGAUGCAGACCUCCAUCGUCACCGAGAGGAUCAAGCGCAAGCAAGCCGACAUGGAGAUCCACUGGAGGGCCAUUAAGGACUCCGACAGGGAGCUCUACCGAGAGGCGGCGGCCAAGCAGUGGAGCGAGUGGCAGAAGUACGGAUCCUGUCAGGUGCUCAACAUCGAGGAGUCCGAGGCGGUCAGGGGCAGGGCCAAGUCCAACUUCAUCUUGCCAAGCCGGUUUGUGUACUGGGCUAAGAACGCGCCGCUGCGGACCGACAUGCACCCGCUGAAGGUCAAGGCCAAGGCCCGACUCUGCGUCGGGCGCCACAUGGGCCCGCGUCUCGUUCAGGGCGACCUGCGCACAGACGCGCCUGAGGUCACCCGCACCUCGACUGUGCUGUUCUUCACCGUCUGCCAGACGUUCGACCUGGAGGUUUACGCAGCGGACGUGGAGGUGGCUUUCAUGCAAGGCGACGAGCAGCCCGACCAGCAGUUGCACAUGGCUCAGCCCCCCGAGGGCUUACCCUGGUUGCACCCGAAGCAGUUGAUCAAUAUCCUCAAGGGAGUCUUCGGGCUAGCCACCGCACCGCGACAGUGGUGGGCUAAGCUCAACAAGACCUUGCUUGCGGUGGAGGAGAGGCUAGCGCUGUACUACGGCUACGGCAAGCAAGGGAGGUUGUGCGCGUUGGUGGUCGCCCACGUGGACGACCUGCUGUUGGGCGUCUCGCCCAAGUACCCGACCUUGUACGACCAGCUCUACAAGCUCCUGCCGUGGGGCGACUGGAGGGGGUUGCCAUUCCCCUUUUGUUGCAAGAAGGCGCGGCGCCAUGAGAAGGGCGUCCUACUCCUGCGCCAGACAGAGUGCGCGAACACGAUCGAGGAGAUCGCGCUCAGAAAGGAACGCAAGACGGAGCUGUCGGUGGAGGCGACGCCAGCCGAGUUUUCGGACAACCGCUCCGCCCUCGGAGACCUGCUCGAGACGAAUCGGCCCAUCAAGCUGGCGCGGAGGCACGCGGACGUGGGACUGGAAGUCCCGAAGCUACGUGGACCGCUCUGCCUGGUCACGUACCACGACGCCAGCUGGGCCAAUGCUGACGAGCCACCUGAAGGUGUCAUAACUACGCUACUCCCGAAGAUCGUGGACAGCAAGGACAAGAAUAUCAAGAUCCGCUCACAGGCCGGCUACGCGACGUUUAUCGCCGAGGCCAAGCUGUUGCGCGGCGACAAUGCGCGAGCGGGAAUCGUUGACUGGCGAUUAGGCACCAUCAAGAGG